ACGUCACGUCCGGGAAGUCUGGUAGUUUCUGGUAGCUCGGAGUCGGAAGUGAUUUGCAUGUUAUUUGAUAAGAAACAGCUGCAUACGCUGGAUAAGAGGUGAGGGUAGCGUGACUUCUAAGCAACACGACACAAUGGAGGAACAAACUACAGACAUAGAAGUUACCGUCAAAACUUUAGACUCCCAAAGCAGAACCUACACUGUUGGUGCUCAGCUGACGGUGAAAGAGUUCAAGGAACAUAUUGCUCCCUCAGUGGGUAUACCUGUUGACAAACAGAGGCUGAUCUAUCAGGGCAGAGUUCUGCAGGAUGAGAGGACUCUGUCAGACUACAAUGUUGGUGGUAAAGUAAUUCACCUUGUGGAGCGGGCCCCCCCUCCACCCUCGCAGCCUGGUUCAGGGUCAGGUGGCACUUCAGCUGACAGUGGGGCCUCCUCCUCCUCCUCCCAGGGAACAUCUCAAGUGCCUCCACAUGAUCGCAACGCCAACAGCUAUGUCAUGCUCGGCACCUUUAACCUCCCUGUCAACAUCAUGGAUCCUCAGCAGAUACAGAGCAAUGGAUCUGUGAAUGUACACAUUGAUAUGGACCAGCCAGUACAGAGCGAGCCAAGGUUGAGGCUGGUGCUGGCUGAGAACCUGCUGAGGGACAUUAAUGAUGUUAUUCACAGAAUGGAGGGUCGAUCAGGCGAUGCAUCUUCCCAACAAGAGUCCACAUCUGCUGCUGCUCCACCUCCCCCCUCAUCCUCAUCAACCACCUCUACUCCCUCACCUUCUGGCCAACCUAUGGACACCUCCCCUCCUCCAUCUACUCCCCCUCCUCCACCCACAUCUUCAGCACAAUCUGAGGGACCAACACCCCAACCUGGACCCAAUCAUCCAAGCCCAGCUGAGCUUGCAGAGAUGUUGUCUGAGCUACGGAGGGUUGAGGAAAGACUGCAGCCUUUCAUCCAGAGAGCUCAUAGCAUUCUGGAGACAGCCACCACCGCAGAAUACAACAAUAACACAGAAAGAGAGGAGGACCAGCGCACUCUGGUUCUGACGUGGGAGUGUCUUCGUCUCCUUGGUAACGCCCUUGUAGCCCUCAGUGAUCUGCGAUUAAACCUCAUGAGUCCUGUCCCACGACACCUGCAUGUGGUUCGGUCCUUUUCCCACUAUACGACCCCAGUCACCCUGCCUGGAGCUCUGCACCCCCACAUCCCAGUGCAAAUGAACCUGGGUGCCACAGUGACUGUGGCGGCUAACAGCACUGAUGGACAAGCUCCACCUACCCAGGCGGCCAGCCAGUCGGAGCAGGCAGGUCAGGGACAGACCUCCCCCUCACAGACUUCCCCGUCCAAUCAGCAGGCUGGACAGGGACAGGCUGGCCCCCGGGUCAUCAGGAUCAGCCACCAGGCAGUCCCGGUGGUCAUGAUGCAGAUGAACACGGACGGUCCUGGUGUGAGCCCUGCAGCAGGUGGACAGCAAAUUCCUGGACAACCAGGUGCUCUCCCACAAGACUUCAUGCGAAAUCUCAUGCAGCAGAUCAGCCAAUAUGCUGCUGCUGUAGCUACUAGUGCUGCCACAGCCGCUGCCACUGGUCAGCCAGUCCCUCCCCAGCCCACCCCUCCUGGUUACAGCUCCACAGCCACCUCCUCAACCACCACCACAGGUCCAAACACACCAACCACCACCCCUACUGCUCCCCCACCACCUCCGCACACCGGCCCUCAGCCACAGGCCCGGGUUGUGUUCACCCGUCCCCCCUUUGCACCCAACAUGGCCCCUCCACCCUUUGGUGCACGAGGAACCACCAUCAAUGUGAGGGCUGCUAUGCCGGGUCAGCAGCCAGGGCAGGCUUUCAAUCCAGCGGCCCUCAACCAGAUGAUCAGUGGACUGGUUGGACAGCUGCUGCUGCCAGGACAAAUGGCUGGUCAACCUGCCACAUCUUCCUCCUCCACUUCCUCCUCUUCCUCUUCCUCCUCCUCUUCAUUUUCCUCUACGUCUUCAUCUUCUUCUUCCUCCUCCUUUUCUUUCUCCACCUCGGGUCCAUCACCAACAUCAAAUACUACUCCUCCACCGAGCCAGCCCGAGGCCAACCCUGGUGAGCCUCAGUCUCAGGAGAUGCCCCCAGACCUCGGCCAGCUCCUGGGCUCCCUCCUAGGGGUCGCAGGUGGAGCCGGGGCGGGCCCUAUGGGGGCCCCUUCCAUCACAGUCACUACAUCUGGAGUCCCAGCCUUCAUCCAGGGAGUGACAGACUUCAUGCAGCAGGCCUCCCAGCCCAUCUUCACUCCUCCACCUCCUCCCUCCAGCACAACUCCUGGUGCUCCUGCAGGUUCUGCCCCUACACAGAAUGCCCCAGGAGCGGCCGAAGCCCUAAACCCCGAACUGUUCACAGGCAUCGUCCGUGGCGUCCUCAGCACCAUGAUGGGCUCAUUGGGUCAGGCCCAGAGCGACACAGAGAGCAUUGCUCAGUUCAUGCAGAGACUGUCCCAAGCAACCAACAUCUUCAUCAGUCCUGAGGAUCCAACUGGGUUUUUUGGAGAGCUACUGAUGUUGGUUUGCCAGACGUUCACCAUGUCAGACCUGGUGAUGCUGCUUCACGGGCAGCACCAGCCUUUAGGUCGCAUCCAGCCACAACUAGCCCAGUUCUUCAGGCAGAACUACCUCAACGGCAGAGAGCCCACAGACCAGAACAUCGCUGCUGCUGCUGAAAAUCUUGUCAAUGAACUUGAGGAGUACAUCACUGAGAGCUUUAGAGAGUCUUCAGUCACAGUGUUGGAGGGUGUCGACAUCACACAGACCAACAUGUCGUUCUUCAGACAGCAGCUGAUGCACAUCGCCACACAUAUUCUCCGUUGCACAGAUGACACAUUUGGGCCUCGGCUGCUGCAGAUGUGUAACCAGGCUUUGUUUGAAUGUCUGGCCCUUAACCUUUACUGCCUGAGAGGAGACCAGAGAGCCCUGACUGCCGUCAUCAACCACAGAAUACGGAGGAUGUCGAGCGACAUCAGUCCCAGUCUGGUCAACUGGAUGACCAGCAUGAUGACAAUGAGGCUGCAGGUCAUUCUUGAGCACAUCCCAGUGACACUGGACCAAGUCCAGAAUUACAUCGUCCACACACAGAGAGAUCAGUCUUCUGCAGCUGGUGCACAGGAGCCUGAACAGGCCCCCAGUGCCACGGUUGACGACAGCCUCUCACCAGCUGCAGGCACUACGGCCGAGGAGGCCAUGUCUGUGUCACAGGACACGAGGCCGUCGUCACGGGAACCAAGGGUGUUGCCUGGGGACCUGGGAGCUUCAGGAGGAGCUGCACCAUUAGGUGGCGACAAGGCGGCAGCAGGGGCCGAAGGAGGGAGAGACGACUCAGCUGGAGAGAACGAGGCCUGGGCUGCUGCUGUUCCUCCUGAGUGGGUGCCCAUCAUCAGAUGUGAUAUGAUGACCCAAAGGAAGAUGAAGGCUCAGCCUCCACUGUCCGAUGCUUAUUUGCACGGGAUGCCCGCCAAACGCAGAAAGACCGGACAGGGCAGCGGGAGCCUCCUCUCUCUCUCAGAUGCAGUGAGUCAGGCGGCCAGGACAGCAGGAGUGAGGCCCAUCACCUCCCCAGAACAACUGCACGACGAGCUGGAGACCACAGAGCUGAGGGAGGCUUACGCAGAACAGGUGAAAGCAGACAUAAAGAAACGAGUGAGAGAAGACCCGGACUUCAACUCUCAGCAGUUUCCAAACUCACACAGAGCCUUUUCAUCAGACUCAUAAUCUGAACGAGCUGAUACUAAACCUGCAAAGCACCUGCUUGUCUCCAUGUCCGCCUACUUUUACUUUUUUGGGAUUUUCAUUUGUAACCAAUCAGUCGAGCUUUACCUCUGAAAUUGUUCGUUAGCACCUUUGUCUCCCUCUGGAUAAUGUGGCCACUUUUCCUAGUGCCUAUUUAUUGCUUUUCUUUUAGUUUGGUCCAGCUUUGCGGACAGAAGGCCACAUUUUAAGGUCAUUCAUCAGUCUGAGGUUUGACUCACUCUGGUCACUUUAAGCCUGUCUAUACGUCCAUUUACAGUCUGUCUGUUUCGCCUUCUUAUCCUUAUGUUGCUUUGUUAAUAUUGCGCCUGAUUUGUCAUUAUUUAGUGGAGUUUUGCCUUUCCCACAACGCUCGAGUGUAGGAGUAAAAUUUCAUGUAAUGAAAACGCUGUUUGGUACAUGAAUGUACAGUAAGCUUAAUAAAAAUCUUGAUACACUAGAA
Molecule: messenger RNA, 4211 nt
Organism: Sphaeramia orbicularis (orbiculate cardinalfish)
Lineage: Eukaryota; Metazoa; Chordata; Actinopteri; Kurtiformes; Apogonidae
Gene: bag6
Product: BCL2 associated athanogene 6
Exons: 24
Coding region: 134-3733 (1199 amino acids)
Biological process (GO): ERAD pathway
Cellular component (GO): BAT3 complex
Molecular function (GO): misfolded protein binding; polyubiquitin modification-dependent protein binding
Source: RefSeq, a predicted model, not a curated record